AAAGUCUCUCUCAAAUAAGCUCUCUUUCACCGUCAUGCUCUAAAGUCAUCCCUAUUACGUACAUUUCAAGCACCCCCUCUUGAUCUCAUCAACAAAGAAGCUGCAGAGAAGGAGAUUCAUACCUUUUUCUCCCCCACAACAAUCAUUUGUUUAGGAUUUUCCCACUUAUCUUUAUUACUUUUGCAUUUUAUUAGGAAAUUAGAUUAGAUUAAUACAAUUUUAAGUUCUGCACACUCCAUUCCCUCUAAAAGAAGCUUUCUCUUUCCUCAGUUUUCUGUUGCAAAAGGCUUCUUCUUAGAAGAUAAAUAAGAAAAGAUAGUGAGAGAGAGAGAGAGGGAGAGUGUGUUAUGCUGAAGCAGUGAAGUUCUGUAUUAGUUAUUCCGGUGAGAGAAUUCAGACAGAAGAGAGAAGAGAGAGGGAGUGUGAUGGGUGGCGUAACAUCGUCUAUGGCGGCGAAGUUCGCCUUCUUCCCGCCGAAUCCACCGUCCUAUAAAUUGGUGACUGACGAAGUUACUGGGCUUCUGCUUCUCAGCCCUUUUCCUCACCGCGAGAACGUCGAAAUUCUCAAGCUGCCCACGCGUCGUGGCACCGAGAUAGUGGCAUUGUACAUCCGGCAUCCCAUGGCCACCUCUACUCUCCUCUAUUCUCACGGUAAUGCUGCCGAUCUAGGCCAGAUGUACGACCUCUUCAUUCAGCUCAGCAUCCACUUACGCGUCAAUCUCAUGGGCUACGAUUAUUCUGGGUACGGCCAGUCAUCGGGGAAGCCAAGUGAGCAGAAUACUUAUGCAGAUAUUGAGGCUGCAUAUAAGUGUCUAGAAGAAAGCUAUGGCACAAAGCCCGAAGACGUAAUUCUUUACGGGCAAUCUGUUGGCAGUGGCCCUACUUUGGAUCUUGCAGUUAGAUUGCCACAAUUGAGAGCUGUUGUUCUGCAUAGUCCCAUACUUUCUGGUUUAAGGGUCAUGUAUCCAGUAAAGCGUACUUACUGGUUUGACAUAUACAAGAACAUCGACAAAAUUCCACAUGUUAAUUGUCCAGUUCUCAUAAUUCAUGGAACUUCAGAUGAAGUCGUGGAUUGCUCCCAUGGUAAGCAACUAUGGGAGCUAUGUAAAGAGAAGUAUGAACCGCUGUGGCUCAAGGGAGGUAAGCACUGUAAUUUGGAGCUCUAUCCCGAGUAUAUCAGGCAUCUAAAGAAGUUUAUAACCUCUGUUGAGAAGUACCAAUCUCAAAGAUACAGUUUUAGGAUGAGCACAGAUCAAUUUGAACAGCCUCGAAGGAGUACUGAUAUACUUGAAGUUAGUAGAAAGAGCACUGAUCGGAGAGAGAAACCAAGGAAGAGCACAGAUAGGCCAGAAAAACUGAGAAGUUUGACUAAUAAUGCUGAUAAGCUAGAGAAAUUGCGAAUUUCCUUUGAUCAUGUGGAAAGGUCUCGGAGAAGCGUAGACUGUCAUGAGAAGUCUCGAAAGAGCAUUGACCUUCAAUUGGAAAAGGCGCGGAAGAGUGUUGACCGGCUGGAUAGAAUUAGGACUGGAUAAUUCUUAUUAUAACCAAAUUUGAUUCUUGUAUUGGUUGUCUUUCUGCAUUUUUCUUCCUCCUUCUUUAUAUCAUAGGUCGUAGCAUGGUUUAUGAAUAUAUGUUAAUAGCAAUUUGCAUCAAAAGAAGGGUUUGGCUUUACAUUGGGAUUCACUUUCCAUUUAUAUUAUCAUGCUUUAUCGUGUA
This is a messenger RNA of Neltuma alba, 1716 nucleotides long. RefSeq names its product alpha/beta hydrolase domain-containing protein 17B. The record is from RefSeq and is a predicted model, not a curated record. Lineage: Eukaryota; Viridiplantae; Streptophyta; Magnoliopsida; Fabales; Fabaceae. The coding region runs from base 426 to 1532 and encodes 368 amino acids. The transcript has 5 exons.